AUGCGCGAGCUGGCGCCGUACGUCGAGGAGGGGUGCGCGGGGCGCGGCGGGGCGGGCGGCUGUGGCUGCGCGGGCGCCGCGCUCGUGUUAGCAGCGGCGGACGCGCUGGCGGGCCGCGGCGCCGCCGGCCGCCCGCUGCCUGACCACGCCCAGCCCUCGGCCAGACACGACGCCUUGCAUACGCUGCUGGCUGAGGACGGCCCGGGCGGGCGCUCGAUCCUGCGCGUGCUGGUGGCGCACGAGGCGGCGGCGGCGGCACGGCUGCUGGAGCAGAGCGCGCGCGAGGCGCCCUUCGCGGGCCCGCUGGCCAAGCAGAACCGUCUGCGAGUCGCGCGCGCGCUACUCGCCUUCGCGCCUGAUCUCCAGGUACACGACCAUACGAAAAUGAAACCUACUCCGAUGUAAUUGAGGCCGUAUUUUGCCUACUAGUGGUCCUUAUUGAGCUGGAACAGAGCGCGCGCGAGGCGCCCUUCGCGGGCCCGCUGGCCAAGCAGAACCGCCUGCGGGUCGCGCGCGCGCUGCUCGCCUUCGCGCCCGACCUACAGGUACACAAUCAUACAAAAAUGAAACCUAUUCCGAUGUAAUUGAUACCGUAUUUUGCCUACUAGUGGUCUUUAUUGAGCUGGAACAGAGCGCGCGCGAGGCGCCCUUCGCGGGCCCGCUGGCCAAGCAGAACCGCCUGCGGGUCGCGCGCGCGCUGCUCGUCUUCGCGCCCGAUCUCCAGGUACACGACCAUACGAAAAUGAAACCUAUUGCGA
Ostrinia furnacalis (Asian corn borer) is the source of this 758-nucleotide messenger RNA. RefSeq lists its product as uncharacterized. The transcript is spliced from 2 exons. Lineage: Eukaryota; Metazoa; Arthropoda; Insecta; Lepidoptera; Crambidae. Bases 1 to 405 code for a protein of 134 amino acids. The record is from RefSeq and is a predicted model, not a curated record.